This is a messenger RNA of Hyalella azteca, 19485 nucleotides long. RefSeq names its product transmembrane protein KIAA1109 (gene tweek). The record is from RefSeq and is a predicted model, not a curated record. Gene Ontology annotation, biological process: synaptic vesicle endocytosis. NCBI's taxonomy places the organism in Eukaryota, Metazoa, Arthropoda, Malacostraca, Amphipoda, Hyalellidae.
AUGCUGGACCGUCACCCCUUAUACGGCUACCUGACCCUGGCCGUUCUGCUGGCCGUAUGCUGGACCGUGUACCUCACACUCUACAACUCACGGCUGCAGGGUGCCCUGCUCACUGCUCUGCUGCGUCGGUUUGUGCGGCGACACCACGUGUCUGUGGGAUCGUUUUCACUGUCGCUGGUGACGGGCAAAGUGAUGUUCCGGGAGCUGGAGUACGUGACGGAGGACUACAGCAUCAGGGUCGUGGACGGGCUGCUUAGGUUCCGCUACUGGCUGCCAUAUGUACAGAGGAGUCUUGGUGAUGACAUGUCGCACUGCGACCACCGUGUGUACGUGGAGCUGAAUGGCCUGAAAGUACACAUGUACAACCGCACUGCGCUGUACAGCGAGCUGGAGAAGUUCUUCGGGCUGGAGCAGCAGAUGGCACAGUCGCAGGACAAAGACUUGGAUAAUAAAGGCGCUGGUGUUGUGGCCGCUGAUCCUAAUGACAUGAGCUUCUGGUCGUCAUGGCGAGACCUCAUCCCGGUCAUUAAAAUAGACCUCAACAUGGCCCGCCUCGCAUUUGGGAACCGUCUGGUGUCGUCUACGCUGGUGAUCACGGCAGACAAAACCGAGGCUUCCUACACGACCAGACCUGCUGCCUGGUCCCUAGACCACUUCACGCACGCUGUUAAUGCUACCAUAGAGAACCUCAGGGUAAUUCUCGCCCCGAGCCCGAAAUUUACGGGGCCUGUGGACGAGCCUCCGCGGUUCAUGGGCGAAGGCUUCGUCGUGAUGUCCUCGGCUAAAGUUUUCUGCUACUACUACCAGGACCAGCCUGGUCUGGUACCCAGCCAGCCCCAGAUGGAAGUGCUGCCGAGCGGCGACAGCGUGGCAGCUCCGGCGCCCACGUGGGGCCUCAACGUGCGCUGCGGCCGCAGCACCAGCCUCAGCUACGGGCCCUGGGCCGACCGACAGAGGGACCAUCUGCUGCACCUGUUCUUCCCUCAGAACUACCAAAACUUGACGGUGACCGGACCGCCUGUACCGGGAGAACUGCGGAAAGCUACGCAGCUCGUCCUGAAGCUCAACUUCCUGACAGACGCGACCAUAGACCUGCUGUUCUCUAAGGACAAGGAGACGAAGGCGGUGCAUCUGAGCAUCCAGAGGGGCUCGUCCAUGGAGCUGAUCCUGCCGUGGGUGGUGGGGGAGCAGGGCUUCUGCACGACCGUGAGGGGGCAGCUUCUGCACCUCGACUCCUCCACCAGCCUCGCCUACCGUAACCUGGUUGAGGCUGAGACGCUGGACUACUCGGUCUGUGUGCGGUACCCGCGGGUGUGGAACCAUCGCCAGACGUGGGACGUGACGCUGCUGGGGACCAAGCUCACGUACCACUUCCUCUACGCCCACAAGUACUUCUUCCAGGAGUUACAAGAAGACUGGGGCAGCAAGAGUGCCCCAGACUUGUACCACUUCGUACCGUACGUCGUGAACGUGGUGCUCACGCUGCAUCAGUUCGAGCUCGUCACCCUCGCCAACGAGGCCAACUGGGUCGACUGCAGCUCUAAGAACACCAGUAAUGCUCACGUGGCGUUCUGUGGGGAACAUUUCAGCCUGAACUUCUGCCUGCCCUUCCAUGAGUUCCUGCCACCCGUCGUCGCUCUCAACUUCAACAUGAAGGGUUCAGACCUGACCCUGUCACUCUACCUGCCGAGCUCCAACACGUCACGUAACGUGCUGCUCUCCCUACACCGUCAUGCUAAGCUCGCCCCCCUGGGGGGUACAGCCGCCCCCCUGGGGGGUACAGGUGCCCCACUCCCCCACCCCGCCCCCCACCCGCGGCCUGGGGCGCCCUGGCGCAACUUCUGCAAGCCGAGUGAGGGCUGGAUAGACUGCUGGACCGUCCCCCUCCUCACCCUGGGGGUGGGGUACACAUAUCACCCCGUGCCCCCCCUCGGCCCCUCCCCCCAGGCCGACAUGUCCACCCCCGAGAAGGAGGAAAUAUUGUUGUCCCCCAUCCGCGCCCCCCACCGGGGGUCAGCUCGCUCCCCCAGGCGGCCUCGUCUAGACGCUAAACAGAGCAGCAGCAGCAGGGGGGCGUUCGACCCCCGCUCCCUGGCGCCCGAUCAGUUCACCGUCGACCUCCUCAUCGAUCAGUCGUCCACCAUCAAGUUAUACGGUGCCGUGCUACGGCAGUUCCUUCAUCUCAAGGUUAGUCAUGCUGAGGAGGCCAUGAGACGGUCGUGGGAGUCCCUGCGUCAUCCCCUACAGGAGGAGGAGGAGGAGGAGCCUCCUGACGAGCCUUUCGACUGUAGGAAGUACAGGCCCUUUGAGGUGAAGCUUCUUGUGCGCGUCAACCACGUCACCGGCCACCUCGUCAAGGACUGCAACCCUACGGACGCGGCGUGCCCCGUACUGGUGAUGGACUCACUGGUGUUUGAGAUGCACAAACAAUAUCACGAGAACAAACUCCAGCUGCUGUUGUCGCCCAUCAUCCUCUACGCCCAUCAUCCCAGCGAUGCCGUUUGUGACCAACAACAUCCUUCCGAUGCUGGCGGACGACAUCCUUCCGAUGCUGGCGGACGAAGCAGUGCCUCAGGCGUAGGUGUUUGUAAAACAACAGACCAGCCUCCUGGCAGCUCACGCAAACUCUCGACCGAACCAAAAACGAGUCACACGAACCUGGCUUUCUCAUCUCACGGUAACCCUGCUAACGUACAUCCUUCCUUACUGGACACAUCCACUUUGAGCCACGGCAGCCACGUCUCCUCUAGUCAUCCUAAUCCUUCCCUGCCUAACCCUAACCACGAUAAUUCCACUACCAACAUCGGUAACCUCAACACCACAACCACCAGCAACCCUAGUGCAACCAACACUAGCAACCCCGCGGGCAACAUGAACUUACCGACUGCCGGGGUAACAGCUCCAGGCCACACCACGGAGCCCCACACGUCCUCCAGUCAGGGCAGCAGCAGCCACCGCGACUCCAGCUCCACGCCCCACACCACCACCGCCCACGCCGUCCACACACCGUCCCGCCAUCCUUCUGGCUUUGUCAUGCUGUCAGGUCUACAGAUGCGUGGGCACGCGAUGUUCAGCAGCAGCGGCCGGAGUCUGGACGAGGAGACGCUCGAGUAUGCCUGGCUCGUCGAGCUCAUCGUCGGCUCUCUCUCUGGCAAGCUCACCGCCCCUCAGCUUCAGAACAUAGUAACGGGCGUGGAAACGUUCUUGCUGACGGCUACAGACAGCGAGAAUUGCCUUAGACCAUCUAGACCGCACCUGCUGUGUCAUCAUGGCCGCCCCCAGACCGAGUGUCCCGUUGGUCUGUCAGACAAGCAUCCUGAGGCUCCAGAGGGCGGGACCACACCAUGUGGGACGCCCUUUGGAAAUCCCGAGACUUGCAGAACUCCUGUGGGCAAGCCUAUGGACAACAAGACUUCCCUCAUCCCUUCUUCUUCUGCGGGUACGAGCAAAGGCUCUGCCGGGGUUGGGACUCCAAAAGUCCCCUUGACCCCAAAAGUCCCCGUCACUCCAAAGGUCCCUUUGACUCCAAAAGUCCCCGUGACUCCAAAGGUUCCCGUGACUCCAAAAGUCCCAUUGACGCCCUCAGCUGACACCAGCAUAUCUGGCGUCACCGCCCUCAGGAGGGGCGUGUCCCACUACUACCAACAACAGCGAUCCAAACCUGCGGGUCCUGACAAAAAGUCCCUACCACCAAAGAAGAAGAGUGGAGGACCAUCGUACGAACCAUCGUCGAACGAAGGGAAGUUCGGACCAGAAUCUGGACCCACUUCAGACGAGCCCAAGACUGAAGACGGUGAGAAGAGCCAUCGCAAGCCCAACUAUUGUCCUUCAGUGGACACCAUCAAGUACAGGAUGGUCCGUGCCAGCAUCGAUGCUGUGCACCUGCAUCUUGUUGACCAGUCCGUGGACAUCAGCUUGCAGGCUUACCCCAUCCGCAUAGCGACCUGCAACCUGCACGGCGAGCACGCGCAGGCCGGCGUCACGGCCUUCGUACAGACCGUCCGCAUCCGCAAUUUUGUGUCGGAUUAUCCGGCCUCUUCCCAGCACACGCUCCGGGGCGCCAGCGCAGCUCCUGGUUACCUGAACUCCAGCGCGGGGGGCGGCAGCUCCCACAGCUCCACCACCGCGGGCCGCGGGUCCGCUACGGCAGACCCCGACUCCGGGGCCCCGGUCAUUCCGGGCCACGGCGGCAGCCACUCGUCCGGACCCCUCAGAGAGCCCGCGGGUGGGGAGGUGUGGCUGGAGGUGGGCUCCAUCUCCCUCGGCCCGCUGUUCCUGGACGCGGCCGUGAACUCUGACGUGCAGCACACCGACGUCCAUACGCUCCAAAGGAGCUUCCUUACCAUGCAUGACCACCAGCAGCGCUCCCUAUGGUUCCUAUGGACCAGCGAGUCGAACUCCCCGCAACCUGGGAGCUCAAAGCACCCAGCACAGCCCCUCUCUAGCCCCAAGGGGCGCUGCGGGUGUGUGGGAGGCUGCGCCUUCUUCGGGUCAAACCGCAACGGCUUGCGGUUCUUCAAGUUCAGCCGCCAGGAUAUCAUCGAAGGUUAUAAUGUUGCCCAAUUCAGGAUCAGUGGUCCCGAAGAAGAUCUUGGGUACUGUCAGAGUUUACUGAACACUCGAGAGCUUGUGUUCAAUGCGGGUAACUACACUAAACUUGUUGUACCGCAUUACGACCUCGGCGCCGGUGACCGCGCACGUGUCAAGUAUAGUUUAAGUGCUGGAUAUGGCAGAGGUGGCAACUCCUCUCCGUUGCCAUCAAGUUUCCCUGAUAUUGACAUCCGACGUGCGAGCAAAGUAAGGCCCCACAUGUCCCAGUCCAGUAGCUACACACGUCAACUCUCGCAGACUGUGCCACGUACAGAACAUCAGUUCCUCUCACUAGGCAGGAACUCCGCGGCGCUAAAAGUUCCCAAUUCCCGGGAAAUUUCACCAGGAAGCUUGUCAGAUUUAAGAGCUGACCAAUACGGCAGCAACGCGGCAGCUCGAGAAAGUCGCAUGCCGUCGAGCUUGUCCCUACAGACCGAGCUCCCGCUGCACGCCUCGUCGUCCGUCAGUCCGUCCUGUACUCCGCACAGGAAAAAUGAACUUGUUGAUAUGCGGGCAAAAUUCAGCGCAGAUUCUCAGCACAGCGUGGAGGGCAGCGAGAGUUUCAGCGCCCGCGUUCAGCGCACCAUUUCCCUGGGCAGCGAAGCUCUCAGCGAGGCUUUCUACUCCGCCGAUGAAGACCAGCAGAGCCUCGCUGGUGCCCCUCGACAAAGCUCCCUCUCCCCCUCCUCCUCCCUGCUCAGUAUGCCCACGCUCCCCCAACACCCACUGGGGGGACUCUCUGCUCCCCACAACUCCUCAUCCUCCAGCUCCCCAUACUACGCUGCCCCCUCCCACUACAGCCCACACUCGUCUCAGUUCGCUUCCCCCUUGCCAUCUCCUCUCUACCGACGACCACAUCCCCUCUCACGACAGUCCUCAACCACAUCCCCUCCUGUUCACCCCCACACCGACUCUCCCCCCACGUCCCCACCCACCGCUCACCACACCGACUCCUUUGCUGACGCCACCAUCAGUCCGGGCUCGUUCGAUUCCAGUCAAUAUUAUGGAAGUGUAGGAGUGGACAGCCCAACAUUCGUCACCUCGCCUGGUCACAACCGUUCACACCGCAACAGCAACAGUAGCAGCAGUAGCAGCAGCAGUAGUAACAGUAGUAGUAACAGCAGCAGCAGUAACAGCAACAGAGGUCACGAUAUGUUCCUUCAUGCUAAACAGACCAGCACACAGACCUCAGGACCUGGUCUAUUGGCCGCUGCUACUGAUGGUCUUAGCAGCAGUAGGACGAUGUUACUGUGUCACAGUGACUCAGAUCUCUCAGUGGCCGAUGAGCCGCAGCUUCACCGAACUGCUUUCCAACACGAAACGAAGUCUCACAGACACUACGAUAGUGACCAUUUAUCGGAAAUUGGAAGCAUCUCGAGCACAUCUUUCCUGUCUGCCGUCUCGUCACAGGAGGAUAUGGCGCUUGUAGAUCUCCAAGUGCAGCUAAACAAACCAAUUAUUGACUGUCCAUUGCUCCUUCCUUCGUACAAGAACCACAUGACUCAGUUACGCUGCGUCAACUGGAACUGCGGGGUGCCAUCUUUCAGCGGCGACGAGCGGUUUGGGAGCAGCGGCAUGGCUCCCCAAGGGGACCUUUACACUCCCAACUUCGAGAAACUCAGUGAAGGAUUUACUGCCAUAAGGAUGGUUGAGACCUCUGAUUGGUUAUCACGUCAACACAGUCAAGAUCCCUGUGACGUAUGUGGACCGAGUUAUCAAUCCGGGGAGCCACUUCACACUCCGUCCCAUCCGUACGCCCCUCCUCUCUUCUCCUUCACCGACGAGGACGACGACAGCUGCUCCAAGGAGGCCGCUGAGGCGGAGAGCUCAGCAGUUGUAGGCGGGUGCGGGCUUGUGUCAGCCACGAGCACGACGCUCGUCAUCAAGCUGUACAAGGACGUCAACAUCGCACUGUCUCCCCUCGGUGUAGAGUCCGUCCAUCAGCUCCUCGAGUCAUUGCGAGGUGUGCUGGAGAGCCUGCACCCAAUGACCAUCAUUAAUCAGGCGCACCAACAUUCCAUUGCUACUGUCGAGGCCAAGAACACGCUUAAGAAGGAGCGGUACAUGUACUGGUCCAGCAUGAGGGACUUGCAGCUAUCGUCAUCAUCGUCGACGUCACCUCGUGGUGGCCCACUCGCCCCCUGGCGGGAGGACGACCACGUGACUCCGGGGGGCGGUAACCCCCCCCAGCAGCAGCAGCCGUCCUUCGUGACGUCAACGUACAGGGAGAGCUGCUACCAGCGACUACAGGGACAGCUUUCUAUACCCAGGGUGAACAUGACGCUGCUGCAAGCCUCGGUGGUGGAGGCCGUCAUAUCCUUCUCUGCCCUGGAGAACACCAAGGACCUGACGUGCGUAUCCCUCGUGUCGGUGUGUCUGGACGAUGUGAACCUGCGGUUCUCCACGGGGCAACACUCGAACCGCUCCGUGCAGAUCGUGCAGCGGCCGCCAAAGCUUCCUGGCAAGCAAAAGAAGCGCCGUAAAGCCAAGAACCGCCAGGCGGUUGAAAUUCUCUCUCAGCCCGUCUACAUCGAACGCUGCGUGAAGCAGCGUGAGGAAAAUAUGAUGUCCAUUAACAUCGGUCGCUCACACGCUCAGUUACGAAGGCUGCAGAACGAAAGCACACUGCUGCAGGAUGCCGACAUCACUGCUAUACCCAAGCAUCGUUCCAAGGUGCUGUUCUCGUACCAACGAUGUUGCAAGGCUGAGAAAGAGAACUUCAUGGACUCUCACUUGGGUGCUGGUAAGAUGGGCUUCAUUAUGUUCGAGGCUGGACUCGAGAAGAUCGCUCUUAAAGCUAUCAAACGCAAGGGAUUUGGAGCUACGCAAGCCAAGAAAGAAGACAAUGAGAAAGAAAAUAAUGCCGAAGAUAAAAAUGGCAACACUGUUGAUGAUGAUCAAGAUAACGCCAGUACCAGCGACAACCUGAGUUCUCCUAGCACGACCAUCGAUGCUAAAGCGGCAAAGAACUUGUCGCGCAGUGGUAGUCAGGAUCUCGGUAGUAACGAACACGUUGAUGGUGGUAGCAAUAGUAGCUGCGCUUCCUUCAAGGUUGGACCAGCCGACGACGUGAGCAGCGUUGGUUAUUCAGGAGGCAGUGAGGAGAGCGGAGGUAGCGGCAAAGAUGACAAGGAAGAAACAACAGGGAAAGCUUCCACUGAUGAACCAAGGAAGAGAAAAUCAACAGUUUUGACUCCUCCACCUGAUAACUCCGCGCAUGAAGAUGCUCCUAAACCUUCUGAUGAUCACUCAAAAGAGGAACAUCCUGUGAACGACGAGGAGGAUAAUGUUAGCAAAAGCGCGAGUGUUAAAGCCUGCAAAAAAGACAUCACUUCAUUUUCUGGUGAAAUCAGAAGUGUGUGGCUGAACUUUGCCGCCCCUCCUCACACUCCCAUCACUCGCAAAAUAGACUACACUCGCCUCGACUGGAACCUCCUGAGCACAGCCAGUCCCAGCAUCGACGCUUGGAUGAACCCAACUGACCGACUCACAGUCGCCGCGGGUCUCUGUCUGCACAACGCAGAGAUGCGUCGUCUCGCCGUCAUUGCGUCACUCAUGACUGACGCUCUGGAAGUGCCCAGCAUCCACGUGCCUGACAAGCCUCGGUACUGGAAAGUCCAGCCUGUUAGUCAGACUCUCCUCGAGGAUCCAUCUUGUCAGCUCUGUAACGUCCUCAGGAGGUAUCUCUUGCUCCCCCACAAGCUCGAAGACCUGGAAGCUAAUUUAUCGCCAACGUUUUUACCUAAACUGGCAACGCUUAGACAAGCAAUCAUUGUACUAAGCCGCCAGUGGAAGAACGUUUUGUACAUUCCAUCUCUCAUGGAGAGGACUGUCAGGCAUCAGCAGCCAGGUAAAACUCACGUCAAAUUCCGGAUUGCACCUCGAAGUUCUGUUACAAAUGCGCCGGUCUCUCGGUCUGCCUCUGCCACCUUGAACCAAGAACCGAGGUCCCCCGGCACCGUACCACCACAUGGUUGUUUGAAGCCUACCGUCGAUGUGACCACCAAGGAAGGUGAGGGCCGAGCUCUUGCUGGCAGUGCAAUGAGCAGCGCUGCAGGCGAGGACAUCACGGACGCCGCAUUCAGCAGCGGCUCCACUCAACUGCCACCAAAACCUGCGCUUCCUUCGUACCCAAUGACGUCAUCUCGCGCGUCCGUUGUGUUUCCUAUCCGCUCUCCUCAUGUUACGUUCAACCUUCCCAAACUUUCGGCGGUCACACCAAAUUUGAGCUUCUUUAAGACCAAGUCGCCGCCUCCUGCUCCAGUACCCAGAGUUCCUCCACCCCGGCCUCCUCCCGCGCGUCGCACGGGACCUGCCCAACAGUCUGCUGAAACUGGCCCGCUUUUGUAUCCCAAUCUGAGAAGACAGGACUCAGAUGACGAAGAAUCUAGUGACAAUGAGAUAUACGUUAAUGAAGGAUCGCCUUCCUUUACUGACAAAAACAACGACCUCUACAAUUGGAUGGCCAAUCAGGAAGACUGUAAGCACCAAGCACCCGACGUUUCCUUCACCACUGAGGACUUUUUGCCCCCGAUGCAUUCGCCGCAUGAGCCCUCAGAUUUUCCGGUUUUCUCGGAGGGUGAGGGCAACGAGUCUCCUCAAGAGAUGUCACAAGGAGACCAGUUCUUCGCUGCUCAUAUAAUCUUCGCUCCACUGCUCGCUAGCAUCGGCGUGCAGACGCAGCAAGCUCCUGCUCGCGCCCUUGAACAACUUGGCCCCAACGUUUGCGUUCUCGCCAUGGUUGAAGCCUUGCGCGUUCACAUCGUCGAGAGUGAAAUAAAGUCGGGAUCUGUGCCAUCACAUUCAAAGAGCCAGUCUGAUUUGCCUGCUUUCGUGUGCCAAAAAGCUGGGUUAGAUUUGGACGUUAGCAAGAUGGCAGACAAUAGUUGGUCGGGCCCAGCUUUGUUUGUGUCACGUUCCGCCCUCAAGCGACAUAUGUCGACUUUGGUCAAGUUCAGCCUGGACAUCAGCUAUGUGUCACAGCAAGUGAACAUGCCCCUUCUGCGACUUCUUCAUCAGAUCACCAGCAUGUAUAAGAACGCAAAGCAGACUCAGAAAGGCCUGAGAGACAAACGGCCAGGCGCUUUGCAUGGUCUCAACUCGUCAAUGCUUCCUCAUUAUCAUUCAGAAAUAUUCCAAGAGCAGCGAUAUCAGCCCCCCAGCACAAGCAGCAUCAGUGAAGACCAAGAACGCGCAACCCUCUCGUCUCUUGGUGGUAAGUUAGACCAGCGAGGCUCUGUAGGAUCUUCUGUUUCGCUGCGUGCGACUCCCCCUCUUCCUCCUCUUGUGGGUCUCUCCACCGUGUCUGAAGCCUCUGUGAUGACAUCGCGCCCCAACUCCCCUGUACCUCCCCCAGCCCCAUCCACCUCCUCUAAUGUUUCAUCCAACACCAAACUUGGGCGUCCUCAGAGUUUCGCUCAGCGUCUCAGAUCUUCAACUAAGCUCGGUAAAGGAUACAUGAAUUUCGGGCUGGACCGCUCCACUCACAGCCCCUUACUAGGUCUGCACAUCACCAGCUCUGGUGGCGAUGGGGCAAACGUUGGCCCUGAAAAAUCGCCUCUCUUGCCCUUAUCUGAUGUUCCUCCGUUAACACCAACUGCCCCUACGGUGCCCAGCACACCGCGGUGUUGGCGUAACGUUUACUGCCUCCUCGACUUGUACACAACCACUCCCGAGACCAAGACCUUGAGCCAAGCCGCUGCGAGCAGACGCUAUUACAAAGAUCACAAGCCUGGUGAACCUGAUGCUGCCAUGGACGCCAACGAAGAUGCUAGCGUGCCUCUAGUCACUGACCGCAUCCAGAUUCUGAUUGAAGGGGAAAGAACUCCUCUUGUUGUUCUGGGUGUUGCUAAAAUUCAUCGCACUCGACUUCUAGCGUCACUGAGCGGUCUCAAACUCGAGGCUCAGAUGACAGGCCUGCAGUCUUCCUUGACUUACAAAGAGAAAAUUCGCGAGGAGAACAGCAACACGGAGCUGAGCGUCACUGGACAGGUGGACACGAGCAGCAUCGUGCUGCUGGAGGGCAACCCGCAGCAGACGGUCGUGCGGGUGGCCAUCGCUCGGUCGCAGGCGCUCUACUCCAGCGUCCUGCGCAAGGCUAAGGAGAGGAACUCGGCCCUCAUUAGUAUAGGCGACAUCGAGGUGCGCAUCCCGCAACACCCCGUCAUCCUGCACGACAUGAUGACCCGCGGCACCAAGCAACUCUCGUCCACCCUUCAGGAGCUACGGGUCGCUAGACCCGCUCCAAGACUCAGCCGCGCUGCAACCGUCGACGACCCGGACGCUUCCCCCCGCCCUUACCACAGCACCCAGACCCCCUGCUUCCCUCCACCUCUACACGAGGAACCUUCCUUGCACGAGCAACAACAACCUUCCUCGUCAGCAGUACACGACGACCACCUCAUGUCUGCUGCAGCAGCAGGAGGAGGAGGAGGGCAGAAAUCUCCUCUCCUGCAGCCGCUGGUGGUGCGGUUCUCGCUGGUGCUGCAGAGCGUGUGCGUGCAGGCCGCUCUGCUGCCGUCCCUGCAGGCGCAGUAUCGUAUGGAGCAGCUCACGUGUCGGGGCGUUACGGGCUCCAAGGCCAAGUUUACGGCUCAUCUCCCGUCACAUAAACUCUCCUUCUCCACCAAACUCCAGGACCUGCCCGGGGACAGCCAGCUCCCGUCGGAGGCCUGCAUUGACCUGCCGCAGGUGCACGUCGAGGCAGAAUACAUUCAAGACGACGCCUCUGGUGCUCCCUCUGGAGGCCUGCAGACGGCACCUCCCGGGGGCGGCAGCGAGAGCAGCAUCGUCAUGAGGAAGGGCAAUUACCUCAACGGCGUCGCCGAGAUAGGUUCUCUGGAGCACAGUCUCACCACAGACCUGCUCAACCACCUGGUCUUCGUGCAGAAAGUCUUCAUGAAGGAAGUGAACGAAGUGGUGCAGAAGAUGGCAGGUGGGGACAAGCCCGUCCCGCUGUGGUGGGACGACGCGACCCACGACGACUCAGCCCCUCCCCGGCGUGCCCCCCGUCCCCGACAGCUGCUGUUCUCCCUGCAACUUCGUCUGCGGGGCAUCACCAUGACGGGCACGACACCCACGCAGUCUGCGGUCCGACUUGAGACGGGCGCCGUCGAGCUGCACCUCAGUAACCGCAUCGACUCAGGGGGCGGCGCCCCCACCGGGGGGUGCCAAGCCUCCAGGAUAUACGGCAGGGCGCAAGUUGACCUCAACCUCGCCCUGGGGCAGCUCAUCCGCAACGACAUGUUCGAGGAAGUCGAGCCUGAACUGCAGCAGCUUGCUUACUUCAGAACCCGCAUCAACCUGCGUAACGCCUUCCACAACGAGCUGUCCUCUGUGGGGCCUGAGGGGGAGGUGGUGCUGAUCAGCCUCACGCGUCCUCUGGUCUGCGUGCAGCCCAUGGCCGUAGACCGCGCCGUGCUCGUCUGGCUUAAUUACAGAAACGCUUACGACUACUGGAACGAACAGCGGGCCUCGCUCAAUAAGGAGGUACUGACGGCGACGCAGCAGGUGUUCGAGAAGGUCCCGCAGUUCGCGUCCCUCGGGCCUAACCUGACGUCAAGUCUGAGCAGCAGCAGCGCUGGCGGGUCCGCGCGAUCAUCGGUCCCGCGGUCCAACCUCUUCCUCCAGCUGACGGUGGACGACCUCGGGGUGUGUCUGCCCCUCAACCCCGUGCCCUCGGCGACGCAGCAGGCGGACUCGACAGAGACGCGUGACGCGUUGGUCAUGACGCUCGAGAGCACCAGCAUCUCCGCCUGCAACUCUGGCUCUCUCGUCUGCAAGGCGCGCUUCACGGGCUUCUGUAUGAGGUUUGCCCCCGAGUUCGAGACAAGUCUGGACGAGUGGAAGCCUGACCUGAAGGACGCGUCCCUCAUGAACCUCUGCACCGUGUCUGAGGGCACCUACGAGGUCUGCAGCCGUACCCGCACCACGCACACUGACAAGGGCGGCGCGGCAGUGUGGCUGCUGCACGUGGGCUGGCAGAUGGAGGGCGUAGACCUGCUCAUGGACAUCAACAUCGGCAAGCAGCUCAGCGCCCUCGCCCGCACCCUCACCACCAUCACUGGGUCCCCCGACGAGGCGGCCGCCACGCCCGGUCAUGUCACCCCGUCACACGAGCUCGACUCUGACGACGACGAUGACGACGAAACCUUCAGCCAUGACGGCGGCGACCUUAACGCUGCUCAGCCAGAGUCAGCGUCGUCGCGGCGGCAGGCCCUGCAGUUCCCGGACAGUCUCCCUGCCGCGGUCUUCGACCCCAACCUCGACCCCAGACAACGCGCCAAGCUCCUCGAGAUAGAGAUGAAUGAGCAGGCCAAGACGGUAGCGGCCCUGAAGAGCGUGGGCGCGUCGGACGCGUGGGUGAAGCAGGAGAUGAAGCGCCUGCAGGUGCUGGAGACGGCCGUCUUCUGCGACUUCAGGAGAGACGUCAUGCAGAAACUGCGCCGGCAGAGUGUUAAGGCUAACAGCAUGCGGGACCGCCUCGGUCUCGCCUCCAAGCCCGGCUCUGGUCACAUGUCAGCGUCCCGAAGCUUCAGGGUCCCCUCGCCCACACUCGAGAUCUCUGAACCUAAACAGCGGCACGACAGCAGCAGCGGCAGUGACCCACUUUCCCUGGCCCUGGACGGCAGAGGUGGGUCAUCGUCGCCGUCCACCGUCCCCCAGUCGCCCCUGCCCGCCUCGUCCACCGCCGAGGACGUGCCUCUCGUCCACUCCAGGUUCCCCCGCCCUGGGGACGUGGUUUCAAGGUGUGGGGACGGCGGGGACGUGAGCACCUCGCUGAGUGUCCCCUCGUCCCCCUCCACGGGGGACAAGCUCCCCUUGCAGUCCCCAAGUCCCCACCUCGCCCCCACCGCCAGCCUCACUCAGUCUGACACUGAGACUGACACUCUGACUGUCACUAAUGUCAGCAGCUUCGCGACGGCGCCCCUGGGGGGCGGCGCCCCGGCGUCCACGGGCGCCAGUGGUCGGGGCGACAGCGCUGCUGCUGCUGCUGCGGCGCCCUCAGCACCUCAGCACGGAGGCUCGCAAGACCCCAGUAUAGACCUGGAGCUGGACGUGCAGGUCUGCAUCAGUUCAGGCCAGUGUAUCCUCUACAACAAGGACUGCCGCAAGGAGGAGGAUACCAAGAGUCGCCUGAAGAAGGAGCGCAGUUUCUCGGGCGUACUCUAUGACCUCAGCGGCACCUCCAGCAGCCCGGGGUCCACGCGACGCAAGGGCGGCGCCGGCGCCUCUGACCUCAGGCAGCACCUCUCUUCCUCAGGGAAGCUACGUCAGUCGGCGCAGUCAUCCAGCACCGGGGCGCCGCCCCCCGCCAAGCCUCGUCAGGGCAGCGCCGGCACCGCCCCCUCCGUGGCAGAGUGCACGGUCUUCUUCAUACCGGGGCUCGACGUUAAGGUUCACUACGAGUCCCACUCCUCGAACGUCGAGAGUCCCGCAGCUAGCGGAGGUCCCGCUGGCGGCGGAGGUCCCACAGGGGGUGGAGGUCCCACAGGAGGCGGAGGUCCCACUCGGAGUCCCCAUGAUUCUUCAACCCUUCAUCCCCAUCGCAAAGCAAACACCCGCGAUGAGGAAGUCAUUGGGGGAGACUCAAGCAUUCCUAGGGAUGCCUCCAUGCAUCAAACAGCUGCUGGUGAAGGUGGUGGUGUUGCUAGUGGUCAGGUCCACAGCCCAGGCACUGGGGCAGGUGCCACUGCUCCCUCAGGAGCCACAAACCGCAAGUAUGCGUCCCUGUUCACAUGGCUGACGCUACAAAGCAUCCCUGAGGAGACCGUCAUCUGCCCCAGCAUCCUGGACUUCUUGGAGCUCGCCCUGGAGCCUCUGCCGCUGCCGCACACUCAGAAAACCGAGUGUGAUGCUGGAGACAUCAAGCAAGAAGCUUCAGAAGUGCUGAGUGAGAGUGGCGAGGGCGGGACGGUGGUGCCCGGCGGUCAAUAUUCCUCUUUCCCCGUAGACGUGAUCGUAUAUUUCCACAUGCAUCCUUGCACCAUCCGCUUCUCGUGCCAGCCCGUGUCCCGCGUCGAGUGCCUACUGCAAUUGCCUUCCCUCGACCUCGUAUUUUCCUCCAAGAGAGCCAACGACGAAUGCACCUUCGAGGAAGUCUCUACCACCACCUCGGCAGAGUCCAAAACUCUGAGCAACACCGUCGGGGGGUUGAGUGUCACGGGAGUUCUAGAGGACUUCUCGUUGUUUGUCUUCCAUCCGUACGGUGGCAAGACCGCCCGAAAAAGCAUCGAUUCCGAACGCAGGAAUUCAUUGAGCGUUACUGUCGAGUUCGUAAAGUUUCAGAUUUCACGAACACGGAAAAUGAACGUCACUGAAAACGUCAACACAGCGACAUCAGCUGAGAGACUAGGCAAGCAAACGCCUAACGCUGUGCCUGACGCCGCAGCAAUCAUUCGGUUUUCUGCAAUCAUUGACAUCGGCACGGCGCUUUUCAAGUACGACAUGCGGAGGUUAACUGAAAUUUUGGCUUUCCCAAAGGCGUGGUACCGAAGAACCAUCGUACGUCGACUCUUCUUGGGCGACUUGGGCAAUUUGUCCACCGUCAAUGAGAUGACAGAGGACGAUGAAGUGAACUUGACAGCCACGCACAGCUCGAGCACAUCUAAAGACAGCACCGAGAACAGCCGUCGUGAGAGCAGCAACAGCAACAACAUCAUCACCAACAGCAAUAACAGCCGUAAUCAAACAACAGCAGCUGCUGGUGCAACAGCAGCAAAGGCAGGCCCUGAAUCUCAGCACCCAACCCCUGGACUUGGUCCAAGACCACGUGACAAACUCUGGCUAAAUCUGGACGGCGAAGCUGCGAAAAAGUCACAGAAAACUGCCAAUUAUUCCCUAAAAUCUAACCCUAACGCUGGUGGCAACGCAGGCUCCUGGGAAACUCUGGUGCUUUUUGCAGCGAAUUUCACGAAACUCGACGUGCACAUGAACAUGGGUAACGUUAUGGGCAACGUUGUUUGGACGACCAGAGGCUUUCAAGCCAAUGGCCGUCUCUCCAUCGGCAGCUGCGGCCACAAAAACAUGUACAUCGGACUUGGCUUGGGCGGGUCUAACCUCGAGGCCAAAGGUGGAAUCGUGGGUGGUAUCAUCGACUUAUCAACGAUCAACACGUACCUGAAGAUAAGAGAAGACCCUGGCACAGAGCCUGACCACACCUUCGGGGUGAAGUUAUUCGCAUGUCAGUGUCGGCUGGACUACAUGGGCACGAGUGUCCUCAUGUUGAGAGUAUCCUCUUGUGGUGCUACCCUCAGGGACGAGUGGAAGGUGCUAUCCUCCGACGACAGCGAUGAUGCCACGCGCAGAAGCGCGACGAUAUUCAUCAUUGGCGACCUAGAGUGGGACCAGCUGCAGCUUCUGAUCAGCAAGAGCACCACGGCCGACCUCCUCAAAAUGUAUCACAAACUCGAGGAGUUCUUCGCUCAGCAGUUCAAGUCGAGUCGCCAGGUGCUGUUCUCGCUGCAGCCUAACAAGCAGAAGCAUUCCGUCCGCUCCAGAGACAAGGGCGGCCACAGCAGCAAGAAACUUUCGUCUGUCACGGGCGGUAGUGUGGCGGGUGAGGUACACCAUCACCGUCACUGGCAGCGGGUGUUGUCACGGGUGUCGGGUCUCUCCCUGACCACCCUGCCCGUGCCCCUGCCCGUCACGGGCACGGUGCUGGGGGGCUGCCUCGAGCUGCACGGCAACAGCAUCUCAUUAGCCUGCUUCCACGGCCUCAACUUCAAGAGCAAGUCUUGGGCACUCUUCUCUCUUAAGGAGCCUCUCAUUAACUUCACCACCGAGGUCCAGGAGACGCCCGAUGAUGGAGAGCGUGACACGCACGUCAUCCAGAACCUGAUCCUGAGCCUGGGCGUGCUGAAGCAGGCGCCUGUACAGCACGUCUCCAUGGCGACGGUGCUGCGGGUCCCUGUACAGCACGUCUCCAUGGCGACGGUGCUGCGGGUCACCCGCAACAUGGUCUUCCCGCCACAGUUCCGCACGCUGCAUGACUGGUUCCAUUACGCCUUCAACACCUCCGAGAUAGACAAUGUGGACCGGUUCCCGGUUCUGGACGACUCGCGCACGGACAGCCUCGGUUCGUCGGACCCGAAGCGAGUGUCGGGUUCACAGCAGCAACUCAAAGAGCACAACCACACCACCGAGACCAUCUUCGCUUUCCCGUCCUUAGAGAUACACUUGAACUCCAAGCAGCGACAGGGCCCCAACACUCCUGACUUCUCGGGCAAGAAGCCGCGCGUGGAGACGUCGCUGGUGACGGAGUUCCAGGACCACAUCUUCGUCACGGUCGACGCUGAGAACUUCUUCUUCCUACACGACCUUAUUAUCUCUUAUGUUAGAGAUAACAGAGAUAAGGGGGUCAGUGUUAGGAACUUCUUCUUCCUGCACGACCUUAUUAUCUCUUAUGUUAGAGAUAACAGAGAUAAGGGGAGCGACGGCAGCGACGGGCCUUCACCGGCUGGGGGCGGCGGCCCCCUCAUGGACCCCUCCUCUGGGGGGGCCCGGGGGGCCAAGGGGGGGCGGGUCAACGAACCCACGCAGUUCCUGCAACUCGACUGGCGGGAGUUUACGUGCAACACCUGGCACCUCGAGCCCACCGUCAGAUUGUUGUCGUGGGCGGCUAAGAACCUGGACCCCUACGGGGUUGACUACAUCCUCAACAAGCUGGGGUUCAGCCAAGCCUCAACCACCAUCCCCAAGUGGCUGCAGCGGGGCUGCAUGGACCCUCUCGACAAGCUCCUCUCGCUCCUUAUGUUUAGGGUCAUUACCGCGCUACGCGACCGGGACUACAGCGCCGACCCUGACCAUUGAGGGACGGAUUAAGGGUCCGACCCUGACCAUUGAGGGACGGAGUGAGGGUCCGACCCUGACCAUUGAGGGACGGAGUGAGGGUCCGACCCUGACCAUUGAGGGACGGAGUGAGGGUCCGACCCAGACCACUGAGGGCCGGACUAAGGGUCAGACAUGACCAUUGAGGGCCGGACUAAGUGUCAGACCCUGAGCAUUGAUGGUCAGACUAAGGGUCCGACCCUGAGCAUUGAGGGACGGACUAAGGGUCAAACCCUGAACAUUGAGGGCCGGACUAAGGAUCGGGCCCUGACCAUUGAGGGACGGACUAAGGGUCAGACCCUGAACAUUGAGGGCCGGACUAAGGAUCAGACCCUGAGCAUUGAGGGAUGGACAAGGGUCCGACCCUGAGCAUUGAGGGAUGGACUAAGGGUCAGACCCUGAGCAUUGAGUGAUGGACUAAGGGUCAGACCCUGAACAUUGAGGGUCGGACUAAGGGUAAGACCCUGACCAUUGAGGGUCGGAAUGAGGGUCAGACCCUGACCAUUGAAGGUCGGACUAAUGGUCCGACCCUGACCAUUGAGGGACGGACUAAGGGUCAGACCCUAAACAUUGAGGGCCGCACUAAGGGUCAGACCCUGACCAUUAAGGGCCGGACUAAGGGUCAGACCCUGACCAUUAAGGGCCGGACUAAGGGUCAGAAUCUGACCAUUGAGGGACGGACUAAGGGUCAGACCCUAAACAUUGAGGGCCGCACUAAGGGUCAGACCCUGACCAUUAAGGGCCGGACUAAGGGUCAGACCCUGACCAUUAAGGGCCGGACUAAGGGUCAGAAUCUGACCAUUGAGGGACGGACUAAGGGUCAGACCCUGAACAUUGAGAGACGGACUAAGGGUCAGACCCUGAACAUUGAGAGACGGACUAAGGGUCAGACCCUGAACAUUGAGAGACGGACUAAGGGUCAGACUCUGACCAUUGAGGGACGGACUAAGAGUCAGACCCUGACCAUUGAGGGACGGACUAAGGGUCAGAGUCAGACCCUUAGCCGUGUCCUGUGGUACCGCAAAUGUAAUUAGUUGAAGAUGUUCUACAUUAGAUUUAUGUUCAAUUUUCAUCAGAAUUUAGAAAGAAUAUCGCUCGUAUGUUGUAACCAUGGAUUGAACUAACGCCUGUUGUGAUGAAAAUAUGCAGAUGAAUUGACUGCUAUACAUUUAAUUAUUUGACUUGAUUGAUAACUAGGAAGUAUUUACUAGUCUAAUUUAGAGAGCAACAUGUUAGCAUCAUCUGAUUGCGCUACUUUUUAAUUUAACGACGUUAAUCAUUGAAGCAUUCCAAUUGUUUCCUGUUCUCAUCGUCCAUGGAUCAGCAAAUGUCUUUCAGUCUAGUGUAGAGUGACACUCAGGCACUCAGACAAAUGGGUGAGUCUUUGUCCGAAUAGCCAUACAUUAUUUAUGUUCGUGUCGGUCAUCUUGACACGAUUUAGCCUGGCCAAGACUACGUGCAGAAAGAGCUGCAAUACGGCGUAUUUUCUAAUAGAAUAUUAAUAUUAAAUAAGAAAUAUUAAUAAAAUAAUAAAUAUUAAUUAUUACGGUGGUAAUUAUUAAUAUUUCCCUGGUUUUUGAGUACGUUGGUUAUGUACAUUUAUCGUCCUCAACUUCGGUAAUGUGAUGCUCUCUUUGACGGCGAAAGUUUUUUCAAGUUUUUUGGGUUUUUUUUAUAUUGUAUAUUACAGGAGCUUCCUUUUUGCCCUUCCUUUCAUUUGUUUAGUGUAAUAUUUCCUCAACUGCCAUAUCAUUUUUACAGUUUGAUUUUUCUUUGUAAUUUCAUCGUGAAUAUAUAAUAAUUGUGAUAUUUUCGUACCUAUUAGCUACCAUAUUAUGACGCUGGUGCAAUUUUAAAUCUAACUUUUGUAUUGCUGAGUGCCGAAAAUUGCUGAAUAAUCAACUAGGUUCUACUCUGCCUGUGUUGUUGUGUUCACUAACUAGAUGGUGAAGUGAGCUAGUGUACUGCAAUAGCUCUAGUGUACUACAAUAGCUCUAGUUCACCACAAUAGCUCUAGUGCACCACAAUAGCUCUAGUGCACUACAAUAGCUCUAGUGCACCACAAUA